Messenger RNA from Trichobilharzia regenti, 3697 nucleotides. The record is from the annotation of a GenBank genome assembly. Lineage: Eukaryota; Metazoa; Platyhelminthes; Trematoda; Strigeidida; Schistosomatidae.
UGGCAAGGCGGUUCUUACAACCUGGGUUUCGGUUUUGUUAACGCCCAAGGAUGUUGAACAUGUAUGGGACCAUUUAUAAUCCACCAACUCAUCUCUUUACAUCUUCUGUAAAAGAGAUUACUCAGAGCUACAAUGCUGUUUCUGGAACCGUGAAUUCAGGCCUUUCUAAUAUUACAACAAAUAAUUCAAUUAGUCCAGCACACUGUCAGUCGUCGUUAGUUGGACCGAUCAGUUGCGGACCUUCUGGUUCAAUUGUUAAUAAUACCAACCAUUCUAUCCCUUCUCUUUGUGGACUAGGUUCUAACACUUCAGGAGUCCCUUUUGGAAUCACUAAUGGACCUUCUGAUCUGAUUCAAAAUAACAGUAGCAAUGGAAGUGCAGCAAAUGGUAGUGGUUCCUCACCACCUGUUGUUGGCAGUGGUGGUGAUGGCCCUCCUCUAAGUGUUGGGGCUGGUAGCAGUGCAGGCCCAGGGAGCAAUAGCAGUGGUUCUGGUGGCGCUGGUGGAUCGAGUGGUGGAAGUGGCAGUGGUCAUUCAUCUGCAUCUGCUCAGCAUCUUAUUCAGUUUGAACCGCCUACUCGUCCGGGAAGAGGUUCUGAGGGUCGUUGUAUUAGCUUAAGAGCUAAUCAUUUUGAAAUAAAAAUGCCUAAAGGCUUUCUACAUCAUUAUGAUGUCUCAAUCACACCUGAAAAGUGUCCAAGACGUGUGAAUCGUGAAAUUAUUGAAACUAUGGUCAAUUCAAUGCAUUAUCAGAAAUACUUUUACAAUCAAAAACCAGUAUUUGACGGUCGACGGAAUAUGUAUACUCGUGAACCACUUCCAAUAAGCAAGGAGAAGGUUGAACUAGAAGUCACAUUACCAGGUGAGGGAAAGGAUCGAGUUUUUCGUGUUGCCAUUAAGCAUGUCUCAGAAGUGUCGUUGUUCGCAUUAGAAGAAGCUCUCGGUGGUCAUAAUAGGCAUAUUCCAAAUGAUGCUGUCAUUUCGUUGGAUGUUAUCAUGCGUCAUUUACCUAGUAUGAGUUAUACACCUGUCGGUCGAUCUUUCUUUCAAAAUCCUGAUGGUUAUGAGAAUCCACUGGGUGGUGGUCGAGAAGUCUGGUUUGGUUUUCAUCAGAGUGUUCGACCAUCCCAAUGGCGUAUGAUGCUUAAUAUUGACGUAUCGGCAACUGCAUUUUACAAAGCUCAAUCUGUUAUUGACUUUAUGUGUGAAGUAUUGGAUAUAUCGGAUAAGAAUGAACAACGUCGACCGCUGACUGAUAGUCAACGGGUUAAAUUCACCAAAGAGAUUAAAGGUUUAAAAGUUGAAAUCACGCAUUGUGGUUCUAUGCGACGUAAAUAUCGUGUAUGCAAUGUGACACGACGACCAGCUCAAACUCAAUCAUUCCCUUUACAGUUGGAUACUGGUGCUACAGUAGAAUGCACUGUAGCCAAGUAUUUUCAAGAACGCUACAAUAUGCGGUUAGAAUACCCUCAUUUACCAUGUCUACAAGUUGGCCAGGAGCAGAAGCACACUUAUUUACCUUUAGAAGUUUGUAAUAUGGUCGCUGGUCAAAGGUGUAUUAAAAAGUUGACUGAUAUGCAAACUUCGACUAUGAUUAAAGCGACUGCUCGUUCAGCUCCUGAUCGAGAAAAAGAGAUCAAUAAUCUAGUGAAACGAGCCAAUUUCAAUGCUGAUCCACACUUACAAAUGUUUGGCAUUAACGUGAAUACUCGUAUGGCAGAGAUUCAGGGUCGAGUUAUUCCCGCGCCUAAAAUCCAAUAUGGUGGACGUACGAAAGCUCAAGCUUCACCACAACUUGGUGUAUGGGAUAUGCGUGGUAAACAGUUUUUCUCUGGCAUCGAGAUCAAAGUAUGGGCGAUUGCUUGUUUUGCACCACAGCGUAUUGUUCGUGAAGAAUCACUCAGGAUGUUUACCUUACAACUGCAAAAAAUUUCCAAUGAUGCUGGUAUGCCUAUUCUAGGUCAACCAUGCUUUUGUAAAUAUGCUACUGGUCAAGAUCAAGUUGAACCAAUGUUUCGUUACUUGAAGAAUACACAUGCUGGUCUACAGUUGAUUGUAGUUGUACUGCCAGGAAAAACUCCUGUUUAUGCCGAAGUCAAACGUGUUGGUGAUAUAAUGUUUGGUCUUGCAACACAAUGUGUCCAAUCAAAAAAUGUGAAUAAAACAUCACCACAAACAUUGUCCAAUCUUUGCUUGAAAAUCAAUGUAAAAUUAGGCGGCAUUAAUUCUAUUAUUGUACCAAGUGUUCGACCCGCAGUAUUUCGUGAACCAGUCAUCUUUCUUGGCGCUGAUGUUACACAUCCUCCAGCUGGUGAUAAAACAAAACCGAGUAUUGCUGCUGUUGUCGCCAGUAUGGAUGCACAUCCAAGUCGUUAUUCUGCAACUGUACGUGUCCAAUCACAUCGUCAAGAGAUUAUACAUGAUUUGUAUCCAAUGGUUAGGGAUUUGUUGUUACAAUUCUAUCGAGCUACACGUUUCAAACCAACACGUAUUAUUUAUUAUAGAGAUGGUGUUGGUGAAGGACAAUUUUUAAAUGUUUUAAAUCAUGAACUGCGUGCUAUACGUGAAGCAUGCGUUAAACUCGAAUUAGGCUAUCAACCUGGCAUAACAUUUAUUGUUGUUCAAAAACGUCAUCAUACACGUCUAUUCUGUGCUGAUAAAAAAGAUCAAAUGGGUAAAUCUGGUAAUAUACCAGCUGGAACAACUGUCGACCAGGUCAUUACACAUCCGACAGAAUUCGACUUUUAUCUAUGCAGUCAUGCUGGCAUACAGGGGACUUCAAGACCUAGUCAUUAUCAUGUAUUAUGGGAUGAUAAUAGAUUCAGUGCUGAUGAUAUACAAAAUUUAACUUACCAACUGUGUCAUACAUAUGUACGUUGUACGCGGUCUGUUUCAAUCCCUGCGCCAGCCUAUUAUGCUCAUUUAGUUGCAUUCCGAGCACGAUAUCAUUUGGUGGAGAAAGAAAUUGACAGUGGUGAAGGCAGUCAAAAGUCUGGUAAUUCCGAUGAACGUACACCGACUGCAAUGAUGCGUGCAGUUACAGUACACCCAGAAACACUGCGUGUAAUGUAUUUUGCCUAAACACCGUCAUCAUCAUCACCAUCAUCAUCAUCAUCAUCACAUCCUUAUGUACAGUUAAUGAGUAGCAUAAAUCGUAAUAAGUAGUAGUUAUUUAACCUUUAUAGGGAGAGAGAUAUAUAUAUAUCUUUGAAACAAACUCCCCCUUCUCUCACUCCCUCGUCCUCCCUUCCUCUCUCUAUUCCAUUCAAUUCAUCUGGCAGCUGUAUAACGUGCAUUGUCCUCUUUUUUUCCAAUUUAUUAAAACAAGAAAGGUAAUAGUUUUGUCCUUCUCUCACUCUCUCUCUCUGUCUCCCAUUUAAUCUGCAUUUCUGGAUACCAUGAAUUACUAUUGUUAUUAUUGUCACUGUUAAUAGAAUAUACGUUUAUCCUUCAUUCCACAAAUUAUCCCUAUGUGCCAACUAUAUGUGUAUAAUCAGCAUUAUUUCACAUUGCGUUUUUGCCUAGAAAUCCUCAUUUCCUUAUGAUGCAGUGUGUGUGUGUGUGACUACUUCUCAGUUGGAAAAAAAUAUCAUUCAAUUCAUUAAUCAUCUAUCAGCUAAUCUUUUCACAUAUAGGCUGUGUGUUUACGCUUAAAAGCGUCUUUUUACAUAAACAUAUAUAUAUAUAUAUAUAUAUAU